AUGGUCUUUAAACUAAUGCCACAGCACAGCAGCACAUGACCGCUGUAAUAAAACUUGAAAACAAAGAAAGAUUCAAGUGUCUCGUGUUCUAGACUUCCCUGACUUUUCAAAUUCGAUGGCUUUCAUAUUUCUCCCACACCCAAUAAUUCAUCUUUAUAUAUUCUAUUUUUGGCCUUAGUUUAUUGCUAUAUCAACUACUUUACAGAGUACAGAGUUUCAUCUCCUCAUUUCUCUCUGUCUUUCCAUUAGUACAGGCUAUAAAAAGUUUAGUUGCAGAGAUUGUGGAAUUAAGUGAGGGUUUGAGAGAGUUCUUGAUGAUAUAGCUUGUGGGGUGUGCUUGUUUUGAGGUGAUUCUUGAGGGUUUUGAGUUUUGAUUGGUUUUAGUAAAGAUGGAUGGGGCUAAUAUUUAUAGGGCUAGUCAUAGUAUAAGGCAGAGUGGGAGGAGCUCAAGGGAGAAGAUGGGGAGUGUGAGAAUGGGGAGCAUGAGGACUGGGAGUACUUCAAUCUGGAGAGAUCAGGGAAUGGAUGUGUUUUCUAAGUCUGUGAGAGAUGAGGAUGAUGAGGAGGCCUUGAAAUGGGCUUCUCUUGAGAAGCUGCCUACUUUUGAUAGGCUGAGGAAAGGGUUGCUUCUUGGAUCACAAGGUGCUGGAUUUGAUGAAGUUGAUGUUGAUGAUCUUGGGAUUCAGCAGAGGAAGAAUUUGCUUGAGAGGCUGGUGAAGGUUGCUGAGGAGGAUAAUGAGAAGUUCUUGAUGAAGCUCAGGGAUCGAAUCGAUAGAGUUGGAGUUGAGUUACCAACAAUCGAGGUCAGAUUCCAGAAUUUGAAUAUCGAAGCAGAAGCUUUUGUAGGAAGCAGAGCUUUGCCUUCUUUUAUUAACUUCAAUCUUAGUAUUUUGGAGGGAAUUUUAGGCAUUUUCCAUUUACUUCCUAAUAACAAGAAGAAAUUAACUAUCCUUGAAGACGUUAGCGGAGUCCUCAAACCUUGCAGGAUGACAUUACUUUUAGGUCCUCCUAGUUCAGGAAAGACUACACUGAUGCUUGCCUUGGCUGGGAAGCUCGAUCCCACCCUAAAGACUUCUGGAAGUGUGACUUACAAUGGUCACAGCAUGCAAGAGUUUGUUCCCCAGAGAACAGCUGCGUAUAUCAGUCAAUAUGAUCUUCAUAUAGGAGAAAUGACAGUAAGGGAAACAUUGGCUUUCUCAGCACGAUGCCAAGGGGUCGGAUCACGCUAUGAAAUGUUGGCAGAGCUGGCAAGAAGAGAGAAAGACGCAAAUAUUAAACCUGAUCCUGAUGUCGAUAUUUACAUGAAGGCAGCUGCAACAGCAGGUCAAGAAGCUAGUGUGGUGACAGAUUAUGUCCUGAAGGUUUUGGGACUUGAUGUGUGUGCAGACACUAUGGUAGGAGACCAGAUGAUUAGGGGAAUAUCUGGAGGACAAAAGAAGCGUGUUACAACAGGAGAGAUGUUGGUGGGACCAGCAAGAGCACUUUUUAUGGAUGAAAUUUCUACUGGUUUGGAUAGUUCCACAACAUUUCAAAUUGUAAAAGCACUCCAGCAUAGUGUGCACAUUCUGCAAGGAACUGCUCUCAUAUCUCUCUUGCAGCCAGCACCAGAGACUUUUGAGCUGUUCGAUGACAUCAUACUCUUAUCUGAUGGCCACAUAGUGUAUCAGGGUUCCCGUGAACACGUGCUCUCCUUUUUCGAAUCUAUGGGUUUUAAGUGUCCACAAAGAAAAGGUGUUGCUGAUUUCUUGCAAGAAGUGACAUCAAAGAAGGAUCAGAAACAGUACUGGCUACACAAAGAUCAGCCUUACAGAUUUGUUACAUCAAAAGAAUUCUCCGAGGCUUUCCAGUCAUUCCAUGUUGGACAACGAGUUGGAAACGAUCUUGCAACCUCAUAUGAUAAAAGUAAAAGCCAUCCAGCUGCUUUGACGACUGAGAAGUAUGGUGUUAACAAGACUGAACUUUUGAAAGCUGUAACUGCAAGAGAAAUUUUGCUUAUGAAGAGGAACUCAUUUGUCUACAUAUUUAAGUUGUUUCAACUUACAGUGAUGUCAUUGAUAACCAUGACAUUGUUCUUAAGAACUGAGUUGAGCCAAGAUACAUUUACUGAAGGAAACUUGUACAUGGGUGCUUUAUUUUUUGGUGUUGUUAUGCUGAUGUUUAAUGGAUUGGCAGAGCUUGCCAUGACUAUAGCGAAGCUUCCUGUCUUUUACAAGCAAAGAGACCUUCUCUUUUUUCCUGCAUGGUCAUAUGCUCUUCCAACAUGGAUAACGAAAAUACCUGUGACAUUUCUGGAAGUUGGCGUGUGGGUCUUCCUCACUUAUUAUGUUAUUGGAUUUGAUCCAAAUAUUACAAGAUUUGCUAAACAAUACCUGAUACUCUUACUGGUCAACCAAAUGGCUUCUGGACUCUUCCGCAUGGUGGGGGCACUGGGAAGGAAUAUGAUUCUUGCAAACACAUUUGGAGGAUUUGCAUUGCUUAUACUUUUCGCAUUGGGUGGCUUUGUCCUAGCUCGAGGGGAUGUUGCAUCUUAUUGGAUAUGGGGUUAUUAUAGCUCCCCAAUGAUGUAUGGCAUGAAUGCCAUUGCUGUUAAUGAAUUCCUUGGUCACCAAUGGCACAAGUUAAAUAAAAAUUCGAACGAUACCAUUGGGGUCGCAGUUCUGAAGAGUCGAGGAUUCUUUCCAUAUGCAUACUGGUAUUGGAUAGGGGCAGGGGCACUUGUUGGAUUUAUUCUGCUACUCAACUUUGGGUACACAUUGGCACUUAUGUAUCUCGACCCUCUGGGGAAACCACAAGCCACUUUACCAGAUGAAAGUGAUCCUGCUGCCACUGAAUUGGAAGAGUCCGCUGCUGGAAAUCAGAAAAAGAAAGGAAUGGUUCUCCCAUUUGAACCACAUUCUAUCACAUUUGAUGAUAUUAAAUAUUCUGUUGACAUGCCACAGGAAAUGAAAGAGCAAGGUGUUACUGAAGAUAAACUAUUACUUCUCAAAGGUGUGAGUGGAGCAUUCAGGCCAGGUGUCCUUACAGCUCUAAUGGGUGUCAGUGGUGCUGGUAAAACAACUCUGAUGGAUGUGCUAGCUGGUCGAAAAACUGGUGGAUAUAUUGAUGGUAACAUUACUGUUUCGGGGUAUCCUAAGAAGCAGGAGACUUUUGCACGGAUAGCGGGGUAUUGUGAACAGAAUGACAUCCACUCGCCUUAUGUGACUGUUUACGAGUCAUUGCUCUACUCAGCCUGGUUGCGGUUGCCUUCAGAAGUUGAUACUGCAAAAAGAAAGAUGUUUGUAAAUGAAGUUCUGGAACUUGUUGAAAUGGACACCUUGAAGGAAGCUCUAGUAGGGUUGCCAGGUGUAAAUGGUCUGUCGACGGAGCAGCGCAAGAGGCUAACCAUUGCAGUUGAAUUGGUAUCAAACCCCUCAAUAAUAUUCAUGGAUGAACCAACUUCUGGGCUGGAUGCAAGAGCUGCUGCAAUCGUGAUGAGAACAGUUAGGAAUACUGUAGACACGGGAAGAACAGUUGUUUGUACUAUCCAUCAACCAAGUAUCGACAUAUUUGAAGCUUUUGAUGAGCUUUUCCUGAUGAAGCGAGGAGGACUAGAGUUAUAUGCUGGGCCAGUGGGUCGGCAUUCUUGUGACUUGAUCAAGUACUUUGAGGCGAUUGAUGGAAUAAGUAAAAUCAAAGAUGGGUAUAAUCCAGCUACCUGGAUGCUGGAAGUUACUGCAUCAUCUCAAGAAAUGAUUCUGGGGGUUGAUUUCACUGAGAUUUACCACAAUUCGGAUCUCUACAAGAGAAACAAAGCCCUAAUUAGGGAAUUAAGUGCACCUCGUCCUGGUUCAUCGGAUAUUAGCUUUCCUACUCAGUACUCACAAUCUUUCAUAGUUCAGUGUGUAGCAUGUUUAUGGAAACAACGAUGCUCGUACUGGAGAAACACAUCUUAUACUGCAGUGAGAUUUCUUUUCACGACAGCUAUAGCAAUUAUGUUUGGGUCGAUGUUCUGGGACCUCGGUUCCAAAAUGGAUACUCGUCAGGAUCUCUUUAAUGCAAUGGGUUCUAUGUAUGCUGCUUGCCUCUUUCUUGGGGUCCAAAAUGCUGCUUCAGUGCAACCGGUUGUCGCCGUAGAACGAACAGUGUUUUACAGGGAAAGAGCUGCCGGAAUGUACUCAGCUUUGCCCUAUGCCUUUGCACAGGUUUUAGUAGAAAUUCCGUAUAUCAUGUUUCAAGCUGGAGUGUAUGGUAUUAUUGUCUAUUCUAUGAUUGGAUUCGACUGGACAGUCGCAAAAUUCCUCUGGUAUCUGUUCUUCAUGUUUUUCACCUUCCUUUACUUCACCUACUUCGGUAUGAUGACUGUGGCCGUGACUCCCAAUGCUGAUAUUGCUGCAAUCAUCGCUGCUGCAUUUUAUGGAAUAUGGAAUCUCUUUUCAGGAUUCAUCAUCCCACGACCUAGUACGCCCAAGUGGUGGAGGUGGUACGCUUGGGCAUGUCCCGUUGCUUACACAUUGUACGGUCUAAUUGCAUCACAAUUUGGAGAUAUUACCGAUAAGACCAUUCCUGACGAUAAUGAUGGAAGGCAAACUGUUCAGAAAUUUAUUGAAGAUUAUUUCGGGUUUAACCAUGAUUCUGUCUGGGCAGUUGCACUUGCAACAGCUGGAUUUGCAAUUGCUUUUGGCGCCAUAUUCGCCUACUCCAUUAAAGCGUUCAACUUCCAGAGACGGUAGAAAGCUUUGGUAGGAACUAUUUAUCGCGAUAUUUGCUGAUUUAGUGUCAGCAAAACGUAAAAACUCUCAAAUUGUUGUAAUGCUGUCUUUGUUUACUGUACUUCCUUCCAUGUAAAGAAAAUACGCAACUAAUUAAACUUUAUUUUAUUUUACAUUAUUAAUCGUUAUCAAGUUCUUGCUGGUUUCUCGGUUGA
This is a messenger RNA of Daucus carota subsp. sativus, 4903 nucleotides long. Its product is annotated as pleiotropic drug resistance protein 1. NCBI's taxonomy places the organism in Eukaryota, Viridiplantae, Streptophyta, Magnoliopsida, Apiales, Apiaceae. Gene Ontology annotation, cellular component: membrane. The record is from RefSeq and is a predicted model, not a curated record. Gene Ontology annotation, molecular function: ATP binding; ATP hydrolysis activity; ABC-type transporter activity. The coding region runs from base 390 to 4709 and encodes 1439 amino acids. The transcript is spliced from 23 exons.